GCUAGAGAAAGGACCUGUCUCACUUGAGUCCAUCGUCUCUUGUGGAGCACCUGAAUUUGGAAAGCUCCUGAAAGUGUGGAAAAUGGACGAAAGGGAGUCAGUGUGGGUGCAGGAGUACCAGAUAGAAGAUCAAAUACAUCUGAGUUAUAUGGGAAGCAGCAGAUUGGGGCAGCAAAGCUGAGAAAGGCCUGGUUCGUGACGGGGUCAGAGUGCCCUUCCACUGAUGUCAAACAUGACUCCUCGUUCACCUCUGACUCGGUUUCCCGCACAGAUGGCUUUUCCCUGCCGCAGGUCCCUGAAUCCCAAGACUCUGACCCUCCUUCUGGUGGGUGUGAGUUUCUUGGCCCUGCACCUCUGGUUCCUCCAAGCCUCCAGGUCCCAGCGGGAGAAGAUGUGGGAUGGCUCUACGGAGGCUGCCCCUGCUGCCUCUGCGGCCGUGCAGCCGUCGGCGUUCAGUUCAGGGUCCCCAUGUGUGGCCAACGACUCGGUCAACGCCACGGUCGGCUUCGAGCAGCUGCCCGCACGCAUCCAGGACUUCCUGCGGUACCGCCACUGUCGCCACUUUCCCCUGCUCUGGGACGCGCCAGCCAAGUGCGCGGGCAGCCGAGGGGUCUCCCUGCUGCUGGCAGUCAAGUCGUCGCCCGCCAACUACGAACGGCGCGAGCUCAUCCACCGCACGUUGGGGCAGGAGCGCCGCCUCUUCCUGCUGGGCUCCCCCGCGCGCGACGACGCCGAGAGCGCAAGCCGGUUGGCGGCGCUGAUGGCGCUGGAGGCGUGCGAGCGGGGCGACGUGCUGCACUGGGCCUUCACCGACACCUUCCUCAACCUCAGGCUCAAGCACCUGCACCUGCUCGACUGGCUGGUCGAGCGCUGCCCGCACGGGCCCUUCCUGCUCAGCUGUGACGACGACGUCUUCGUGCACACCGCCAACGUGCUCCACUUCCUGGGCACGCAGCGGCCCGAGGGCCACCUCUUCGCCGGGCAGCUCAUGGACGGCUCGGUGCCCGUCCGCAACAGCUGGAGCAAGUACUUUGUGCCCCCGCAGCUCUUCCCCGGGGAGGCCUACCCGGUGUACUGCAGCGGCGGCGGCUUCCUCCUGUCCCGCCACACGGCCGGGGCCCUGCGCGUGGCCGCCCGCCGCACCCCGCUCUUCCCCAUCGAUGACGCCUACAUGGGCAUGAGUCUGAAGCGCGCCGGCCUGGCGCCCAGCAGCCACCAGGGCAUCCGGCCCUUCGGCCUGCAGCUGCCCGGCGCCCCCAAGUCCUCCUUCGACCCCUGCCUGUACCGCCAGCUGCUGGUCGUGCACGGCUUCGCGCCCUACGAGAUGUUGCUCAUGUGGAAGGCGCUGCACAAUCCUGGGCUGAGCUUUGGCUGGGGAUAGAGGAUCUCCUGAGGACAGGCGGGCCGUCCGCGGGAGGAUGAGCAGCCUCCACAUCUGACGCUUUCCGUGCUGAGAAG
Molecule: messenger RNA, 1458 nt
Organism: Zalophus californianus (California sea lion)
Lineage: Eukaryota; Metazoa; Chordata; Mammalia; Carnivora; Otariidae
Gene: B3GNT6
Product: UDP-GlcNAc:betaGal beta-1,3-N-acetylglucosaminyltransferase 6
Exons: 3
Coding region: 224-1381 (385 amino acids)
Cellular component (GO): membrane
Molecular function (GO): hexosyltransferase activity
Source: RefSeq, a predicted model, not a curated record